Aspergillus novofumigatus IBT 16806 is the source of this 927-nucleotide messenger RNA. Its product is annotated as DUF3431 domain-containing protein. NCBI's taxonomy places the organism in Eukaryota, Fungi, Ascomycota, Eurotiomycetes, Eurotiales, Aspergillaceae. Bases 1 to 927 code for a protein of 308 amino acids. The transcript has 4 exons. The record is from RefSeq and is a predicted model, not a curated record.
AUGAAGCAGACAUUUGCGCAGAAGACAGAUUCAAUGUCGAAACGACGACUGUCCAGAUGGCCGGCCCGCCGGACAGCAGUCACUACUUGCACAGCGCUGAUCUGUCUGUGGCUAUUCACCUUAAUGUUGUAUCGGCGGGGAGAUUUCGCGCUGGAGCCUGACGAAUUCGAGCAAAACGACCAUUCAGUCACGCAGCAACUCGCCGACAUCACCAAGACAUACUCAUCCAACAGCACUAUCUCGCUGGUGCUAGCCGCGACACAAUCGGAAGAUCUCACCUGGCUGUUGAAUUACUGCCGUGAUCAGUACCGACGCCAUCCCUUUCAUCUACACCACCGACAGCAAACCCGCUCCGCACCUCCUCGUCCCCACACCACCCGCGGCCGCGAAGCAGCCGCCUACCUCUCCUACGUCUGGCACAACGACCUCUUCGGCCCAAAAACCAGCGUCGCGCUGCGCAAUCUCCGCCUCGAGGCCGUCGCCGCACAGGGCUACGUCAACCUCCGCUGCGAGCACGACCCAGGCUGUCCGACAAACGUGCACCCCUGGUCCCCGACGCAGAUCGAUAUCGAUAAGAAGGAUAUCCGCGCGUACUUCCCGCAGGUGUACCAGACGCUGUUUGGCGUCGGCAAGGAGCGCGUCCCCGAGCAUAUUGGGAAUGUCUGCUGCGGGCAGUUUGCCGUCAGCAGGGAGCGGAUCCUGCAGCGGCCGAAGCGGGACUAUGAGCGCAUGUUGGCGUGGGCGGGGGAGACGAACCUGACGGAUAGCUUUGGGGUCGGGUGGGUGUUUGAGAAGGUCUGGCAUGUGGUGUUUGGUAUGGAGGAUAUCUAUUGUCCGCGCUUCGAGCAGUGUCGGUGUGAUGUGUAUGGGUGGUGUGGCCCCUUGGCGAAUGGGGAGACACUGCAGCCAGUGAGGGUGAAGUCCUAG